AGGAAAGCUGGGCUGGGGUGGGCACGCUGCGUCAGCCCUCGUCCAGGCUGGCGAUGAGACAAAGGGAGUUUUCUUCACAACAGCCACACCAGCCAUAUGCUUCAAGGUGCAUAACUAUUGAGAAGAUGGAGAAGAAUGCUUGUUGUCAGAAAUCAUGGCAAGUUAGUACAGAAGCUGGGUUUAUUUUGGGAACAGUUCUUAUAACUAAUUGGUUUUGAGUAUUGCCCUGCCCAAGAGUCUAAACUGCAUAGCAGAAGAAAGCUGGGAAAAUGCUUCUUCCUCACUAUUUUUUCACUGGCAGGUUCUCUCCUUAGUUUUCCUUUCCAAAAGGAGAUUUGGGGGAUCGAGGCAGUUGAAGAAAGAGUGAAGUCAGCUCUUUCCAACAGUGGGGGCAGUCCCUGUGGAGAGGACGCCAGGAAUUUGAGCUUCCUCUGAGGUGUUCCACAGCAUGUCUCAGCAGGAAGACAGAUGCAGUUCCCAUUCCUCCUUUGUGCGUGGAAAGAAGCAGCGCAGUGCAGUUCCCUGCGCUAGGGAGCAGCAGCCAGCGGGCUGCCAGAAGGCCAGCUGGGCCUUGCAGCGCACAAAGGGACGCAAUGGGGAUGGACCAUCCUUAGCACCACGCAAAAGGACGGAGUCUGCGCGUCCAUGGAAUGGUGCUGGACAUUGGGGGAAACGGAAAGCCUCCCCAGCUGGUGCAGGCAGGCUUGCAGCGAAGCGCAGCCUUGCAGGAAGCCAGAAGAGGAGCAUGGAGUAUGGCACAGCACCCAAGAGAGGGAGAGGUGCUGAGCGAAAUGGCAAAAUCUACGUGAAAGCUCCUCUCCAGGCUGGAGGGCUUCCUGGAACAACAGGUCCCAGCACAGGGGAAAGAGCUUCCCCUGCAGUUGACAACCGCCCUCUCUACAAGACUACGGAAGCAAGAAAGCGCAAGGGAGUGGAAGAAGAGGAGCAAAAAGCAGAGCUGUGGCCUGCUAAGAAACAAGUGAAGAUGGAGUGCAAUGGGCAGAAAGCUCAGAGCCCACAUCAGAGCAGAGGCGAUGUGCCAGCUCCAGCAGCACACCCUGGGCCUGCCCCAGCGCUGACUGAGCGGUUCCGGACCUCAAAACAAAGAGAGAGGGGAAAAGAGAAGAAGGCUACCAAGUCCAAAGCAAGACGACGACGACAGAAACAGAGGAAAGUGGAAAUGAAGAAGGCUGCUCUGAGAGCUGCCACUGCAUGUGCAGAGUCCUCCGCAAUGAACAGCCUUGUGGAGAUGAUGGAGAAGCUGCAGCUGAAGGACUGAGUGGAGGAGCAUCAGAAGGCAGUGGAUUCAUGGCAGCAGCCCAGCUUGGCACUCUGAUUGCAGUCCAUCAAUAAACAAUUGGAGUUUUGUAUUCACAAAGAGCGCACGGCCCAAUUUGUCCAGCGGCACUCAGUGAUCUGCUACACCACCUCCUCAUAAUUCCUCUCGUGGCACUGGGUCAGAACUCCCACAGCUCCAUCAGGGAAUGCUGCAGGUUAUCGAAGCAGUGGAUGCACCAGUCCUUGGCCCUGCUCAUAAAUGUACUGUUUGCAAAGCACGUGCAAAGAACUGCGAGUAGCACGGCCUGAGCACUGGCGCGCUGAGUUAGAGAACGGCUCUAUAGAGCUGUCUGAGCUUCUCAGGGCAGCACUGAGCAUAAGUGAGCGUGUGCCCCUCACCCUGCAGGCAUCUCUGUUGAGGGAAGAGAGGCUCCGCCAGCUGCCUGAUCCCAGAAGGCAGAGGUGUUCUCCUGACUUCUCUGCAGUCCUACCUUCCUUCAUCAUCCCCUCUCUCUUCAGCUGUUUUUCACCCUUGGGGUGGAGCUUGAGUACCUCUCAUCACUGCAUGGCUUCGUACUGAGUGGUGUGGAAUUUUCUGGCUUUGCUUUUAAAAGCCUAGGUUGAAAAUUGCAGCGUGCAUGUUAAAUGUGGGGUUGUAGCACUAUGGCAGCAGAUCACUUUUGGGAUGGAGCAGCUUUUGGUUUUCUAACAAGUGUGUAAUGAGCAAAGUUUGCCAACAGAGCCUGAAUUUGCUCUCACCUUCUCUCUCUCUCUGCUCUCCUGCU
This is a messenger RNA of Meleagris gallopavo (turkey), 2063 nucleotides long. The record is from RefSeq and is a predicted model, not a curated record. Lineage: Eukaryota; Metazoa; Chordata; Aves; Galliformes; Phasianidae.